Molecule: messenger RNA, 2520 nt
Organism: Puccinia graminis f. sp. tritici CRL 75-36-700-3
Lineage: Eukaryota; Fungi; Basidiomycota; Pucciniomycetes; Pucciniales; Pucciniaceae
Exons: 5
Coding region: 1-2520 (839 amino acids)
Source: RefSeq, a predicted model, not a curated record
AUGGAGUCACCAGCCGAAACCCUUAAGGUUCUCAAUAUUUGCAAACUGCUCAACUCAACACCCACAAAGAUGACACCCAAGCGCUUGUUGCAUAUCUUUUUGGAAUCCAAUAACUCUGAAAUAGCCUACUUGCGACGGUUGUGGGCUCGCCCACGAGGCCUUGAUUCGACCAUCCAGUUGCUCAAUCUCCUACGAGAUGAAAUACUUAGCUCCGAAGGUGGUCGUGCCCGGUGGUCUGAUUUCAUUCAGCAGGAGGCAAUCUCGAUCCUAGUGUCACAAGAGUCGCCUCGAGGUAAUCAUCCGGCAGGCUCCUUCCACAGCUCUCUGACUGUCAAGGAGGCCUUUUUUACGGCCGAGGAGCAGCGGGUUCAAGAGAUAGCCAUGACCUCCGAGGACAUGCCGUUCUUGUAUGGUCUCAUGGGUGGAAUGCUUCGGGGUCAUGGCCAUGACAAAGCCUCGUCUGCCGACAAUGAGCCCAGUGCCUCCCCGGACUUGUCUGAAGACCACCCCGGGUCAACCAACGACCAAGCGACACCGGAGGAUUUUGCGGAAGUCUCCUACUAUCUGGCACUUAGUGGAGAGGAGCGCAAAAAUGCUCGGAUUGAUCGAAUAGCAACAACUAUAUGCUCCAUCAUGGCCUUUGCCCGAAACCGACGCGCCAACGGCUUGCAAUUGAAGAAUGCAGUAAGGUUCACAGCAUGCGGGGUCUCAGAGCGGGUUCAAGAAUAUCUACAUUACCUUGGGUUGUCUGCUUCUCGAAGGACGGCUAUGAGUGCACUGAAGACUUUGGCUUCCGAAGGGGAAGAGGCCAUUAAGAAGGUCAUGGCUUGGGAGGAAAACACGCCGAUUGCUCCGACAAUCUGCAUCGAUAAUAUUGAUAUGGAGCAACGAGUCCAUGACAUCUCGGUUGGAAGGAGGUCGAACACUUUUCGGGGUACCUGGGGAUAUAUUCAUGUUCCAAAUCCAUCUCUCCUCAGUUCGCUUAACAUGGAAGAGCUUACCUUACAAGCGUAUCAAGAAUCUAUUCAGAAUUUUAGAACGUUCAGCAUAGAGCCAAAGCAUUUCAUGCCUACACCGGAGGCCAAGAUAAGCGAGGUUGAGGUUUGGAAGAGUCAAAUCGCUCGGGUCCUCAUGGAAUAUAUUGCUUUACCCUUAGAUAAAUCCAAGGCGAUUCCGACCGAGCCGGCUGUGAUUGAUCAGAUCAGCGCAGAAAAGCCUACUAUCCACAUGCUCAAAUUGAUGGAUGUCUCGGACAACUCGGCUGAAAGCAUAGGGCAAGUGUUUGCAACCAUCCAUAAGCAAUCGGGGCUGUCGGAUAAGCAUUUCUACGGGCGUCUCCAGCCCAUGGAUGGGGACUUAGGCACCAUCCAGAAUUUCAACAGCCUCCGGUCCCAGCGGGCACCCAGCCCUUAUCCCAAGGAAAACCUCGACAAUGUUAUUUUCCAGCUUGGGGCUUCCCAUACUCUGUGGAAUAUCGCAUCGGCCAUUUUCACACAUCACUUUGGGGACCCUUCGGACCAGACGAACUGUGGCGCGUGGCAUUUUCUAGAAGCCAUCGGUUUCCCAGCAGAUAAGGCAAUCCAGAAGAAGGAUUUUACCCUGAUGAUCAAUCAGAUGGAAAAGGUCAUGGAAGCCAUGUUGUAUUACUGCUUAAGGGUCAUAAUGAAGAACCAGUUCCAAAAAUUGGGUGAAGAUCGACUCUCCAUCCCCACCUCGCAAUGGAAUCAAAUAGUCAAUGACUGUUACGAGCAAUUCUGUUCGCCGGAGGCACGUAGCACUGCCGCCAGGCAGGUCAGCCCCAAGCUGAGCAACCUCUUGAUUAUGUUGCAUGAUUUCUCCUCAGUUGUUGAGGCGAAGCGAUCCAUGCGAGCAGGUGACAUCGGACGGCUCAUCAAUGUCUGGAAAAAGUGGUGUCUGAUGACACAAGGUCUUAAAGGACUUACAAAUUACUCUUCUUACCUCCCUCGCAUGGUGUUGUUGUUAACCGAGAUCCUCCCACCAGCGCUUAGGAAGUACCUUAGCCACAAUCUUUUGUUCUCACCCACUGGCCGAGCGAAUCAUUUUGUCGCAAAGGAUCACUGGCUUGAAUGCCAAAAUUAUUGGUUGAAAUUUGUUUACAACAAUACUGGUAAUGGAACGAACGUAGACCGACUCCGCGACCUUUUUUCGGUCAACAUUAUUCUGUUGCAGGGCAUGUUCCAAUCCCUCAAAGUGGAUUGCGGUGCAACAGUGAUUUAUCAGUCACACAAGAAUUCGCUGACCCAGCGAUCGCUCGAUAUGUUCCUUCAGAUGGCCGUCAACAGGCAUGUAUUAGACCAAACCAUGUCUAAGCCAAAGUCACCUAUCAAUCGCAUAGAUAACACCCUCCUCACAGGGUUGGCUAAAUUUAAGAGAACCAUUCGAAGCAAGGACUCUCAGUUGAAGAAAAUGAAGAAACACCUUUUGUAUACCGGUCAAGCUCAUGCAAUACAAGAUGAGGAAGAAGCGGACAGCGAGCCGGAACAUGAUAGUGGGAUGUAG